Colletotrichum karsti is the source of this 1866-nucleotide messenger RNA. Its product is annotated as GMC oxidoreductase. The record is from RefSeq and is a predicted model, not a curated record. Gene Ontology annotation, biological process: secondary metabolite biosynthetic process. Lineage: Eukaryota; Fungi; Ascomycota; Sordariomycetes; Glomerellales; Glomerellaceae. Bases 1 to 1866 code for a protein of 621 amino acids. Gene Ontology annotation, molecular function: oxidoreductase activity, acting on CH-OH group of donors; flavin adenine dinucleotide binding. The transcript has 5 exons.
AUGGACGUCGUUCGGGGUCUCAAGAUAGCGGCGCUGCUUGCUCUCGUGUUCAGCCAGCCAAUAUUGGCCGCCUCGAAUACUGCUAAAUUCGCUAAGCGCAGUGCGGCGGAGCUUGCAGAUACCUUUGACUACGUUAUUGUAGGUGGUGGGCUGAGCGGUCUGGUCGUCGCCAAUCGCCUGACCGAGGAUCCCGACGCCUCUGUUCUCGUCGUCGAGUAUGGAGAGUUCGACAACUCUUGGGAUGUCGCUAUCCCCUACUACGCUUCCAACACCCACCCCAACAGUAUGAAGCAGCUAGUUUCCAUCCCACAGCCUGGUCUCAACAACAGAACGUCUGGUGUGCAGACCGGUACCGUAGUUGGAGGCGGUACUGUCGUCAACGGGAUGGCUUUCGACAGGGGCUCGAAAGCUGACUAUGACGCCUGGGCCGAGCUUGGAAAUCCAGGAUGGGAUUGGGAGAGCCUCUUCCACUACUUCAAGAAGUCUACCACCUUCCAUCUUCCCGCUCAAGAAUACGUCGAAAAGUACAACUUCUCUUACGACCCGAGCACAUACGGCGAUGGUCCUAUUCAGGUUGGAUUUCCAUCUUGGCAGUGGCCGGACAGAGACUUACAGAGGAAGGCCUGGAUCGAAGAACUAGGUGUUCCAGUUCUGGAAGACCACGGCGCUGGCGGCAACAACGUCGGUGUGGCACAGCUUCCUCAAAACCACGAAGCCAAAAACGUGACUCGUUCCACUUCGCGAUCAGGGUACUACGAUCCUGUAGCUGAGAGCCGCAGCAACCUCAAUUUGCUUAUCAAGCACUUCGCUUCCAAGGUCGAGUUUGAAGGCAAGAAAGCUGUUGGUGUCAACGUCAUCUCCCGCGAGAGCGGCGAAUCCUCUUUGAUUAAGGCUAAGAAAGAGGUUCUUCUAGCUGCUGGAGGCGUUCAAACACCAAGAAUACUCCAGCAGAGCGGCGUGGGCCCGGCGGCACUGCUGAAGUCUCUCGACAUUGACGUCGUUGCCGACCUUCCAGGUGUUGGUGCGAACUACCAGGAUCACCCCUGGAUGUUGGUACUGUACUCAUAUGGAAACCCUCCUGAGCUGGGAAAUGAGGCUAUGAAUGACCCUGUCUUCUUCAAUGCCUCGGAGGCAGAGUACUUCGCCAAUCGUACCGGCCCAUUUACUCACGCUCGUGGCAAUAACAUCGUCUUCCUUUCACUUCAGGACCUGACUCCCGAGUACGAGAACCUGACAUCAACUAUAGAGGCUCAGAAGGCCGAGGACUACCUGCCAAAGAUUUACACUGAGCACCCAGAGCUUCUCGAAGGCUUCCUUGCCCAGCGGAAGACUUUGGCUAAGCUUUUCCGCAACCCAGAGGCUGGCGUGUUGGAGAUUCCCUUCGGCGGCUUUGCGGGUGCUGGAAUUGCCUUCCAGAAACCUGUUUCUCGCGGCACUGUCACCAUCAACAGUACCAAUCCUGAUCCAGCGGCGGCGCCGGUCAUAGAUUUUGGUACUCUUCAGAAUCCCGUCGACCUGGAGAUUCUCGUUCUGAGUGUCAAAGCCAUGCGGAAGUUCAUGGGCAGUGAGGCCCUCUCCAUUCGCGAGCCUGUCGAGAUUGCGCCCGGAGCCAAUAUCACCAAUGAUGCCGACAUCGCAGAAGCCGUGAGAAACUCCUUGUUCGCCUCGUUCGCCCACCCGAGUGGCACAACGAGUUUACUACCCCUUGAACAUGGAGGAGUCGUCGAUCCGAAUCUUCGUGUCUACGGUCUUGAGGGCUUGAGAGUGGUGGACGCCAGCGUCAUCCCCUUGAUCCCGGCUUGCCACUUGCAAGCUACCGUUUACGCCGUGGCUGAGAAGGCUGCCGAUCUGAUUAAAACAACUUAA